AUGUGCUCCCCGAAGAAGCCCUACAACCCGGUGCUCGGGGAGUUUUACCGAUGCCAGUGGAAGCUCGAUUGCGGGGCCAGGGCUUUCUUCCUUUCCGAGCAAGUCAGCCAUCAUCCCCCAGCCAGCGCCUAUUUCUACUCCAUUCCGCGGUAUAACAUCUCCAUUGAGGGGGUGGUUGGGCCGAAGUCCAAGUUUCUCGGCAACUCCGCCACCUCCAUCAUGAAUGGCUUUUCCAGGGUCACGCUCGGCCGACGUGGGGAGACGUAUCUCGCGUCGCUGCCGAACUACUAUGUCCGUGGCCUGCUCAUUGGGCAACUGAGCAUGGAGCUCUGCGACGAUGCGUAUGUCAUCUGCCCGGAGACUCGCCUGGCAACGGAGGUCCGCUUUCGCGCGAAGCCCCUCUUCGGAGGCACGCCCGGACGCAUCGACGGAACCAUCGGCCGGAUAGUCCACUACCAGCCGCCCGAAGCCCUGACAGAUAUCAGCUUCGUCCUAAACAAGGAAGCGCGCAUUGUUUCGACCGAAGCGCGCAUCGGCGGCCGCUGGGACCGGGCCUUUUCGGUCACCUUCAAGAAUCCCUCAUGCGGGGUGCCCAUUCGCUUCGACAGUGCCAUCGAGCCCCUGGCCCGGAAGGCGGUGCCCGCCCCGGCCGAGCAGCAUCCCUACGAGUCCCAGAGGAUUUGGCAGCACCUGACCCGGGCCCUGCAAGAGGGGGACUUCACCGCGGCCGAGGAGGCAAAGGCACUGGUGGAAAACCACCAGCGCGACCUACGCGUCGCACGCACGGCCCAAGCCAGCGAGAUCCGCCGCACGGAGCAGCAGGCCCAGUCGGACCCCCAGGUCAAUGGCAAUCCGCCGGUGGCCUCCUCCGGGGACAUGUCGGCCCCGGUGGCACGCACACGCACCGAAGUCGGCCGCCCUCCAACCCCGGAGGAUGACGCCCAGCGGACGAAUGGCGACGCGGAGCCCGGGGCUGCUGCCGACUUGCGGCCCCUGCUGGAAGCCCGGGAGCUUUGGCUGCCACGCUUUUUUGAGGGGAGCCUGGCCGAGGGAUAUCGGCUGCGGGAGUCCCUGCGAAGGGAGUACGACGCGGCUGCCGGUCUGGAGGACGACCAGCUGACCGACUCGCCGUCACGACAGGAGCUCCAUUGGGCUCGGUCGCUGGAGGCCGCGGUAUCCGGCGACUUGAUUCCCGACACCCACACCGCCGAGGGGUAUGACCCGAAGUUGCUGCAGGCCCUCGACCGCAUGCGAGAUGAGCGCCUGAUGCUGCCGGUCGAUCGCGAAGAAAUGGCCCGCCGGUAA
Messenger RNA from Fonticula alba, 1305 nucleotides. RefSeq lists its product as hypothetical. The record is from RefSeq and is a predicted model, not a curated record. Lineage: Eukaryota; Rotosphaerida; Fonticulaceae. The transcript has 4 exons. Gene Ontology annotation, molecular function: sterol binding. The coding region runs from base 1 to 1305 and encodes 434 amino acids. Gene Ontology annotation, cellular component: membrane; intracellular membrane-bounded organelle; cytosol.